This is a messenger RNA of Electrophorus electricus (electric eel), 833 nucleotides long. RefSeq names its product single-stranded DNA binding protein 1 (gene ssbp1). Gene Ontology annotation, biological process: positive regulation of helicase activity; mitochondrial DNA replication. NCBI's taxonomy places the organism in Eukaryota, Metazoa, Chordata, Actinopteri, Gymnotiformes, Gymnotidae. Gene Ontology annotation, molecular function: single-stranded DNA binding. Gene Ontology annotation, cellular component: mitochondrial nucleoid. The record is from RefSeq and is a predicted model, not a curated record.
GAAGAUUUUUGGGAGCGGACCGGAUCGGGCCGUGUGGUUUCUUGUGCUGUCGUCGCGUGCCGAUCGGUCAUACAAUCAGUGAACUCUCCCGGUGAACGAGAUGUUUAGUAGAGCAACGGCACAGUUAUUCAGACAGAUGGUCAGACAUAAUACAACAGAUACCAGUCUCAUCUUGGAGAGAUCGGUUAACCGGGUACAGCUCCUGGGUCGUGUGGGGCAGGACCCCGUUAUGAGACAGGUGGAUGGGAGGAACCCUGUUACCAUCUUCUCCAUGGCGACUAACGAAAUGUGGCGGUCUGGAGACGGAGAGUCCUCACACACAGGCAGUGAUGUCAGUCAGAAGACAACAUGGCACAGGAUCUCUGUGUUCAAGCCUGGUCUACGAGACGUGGCCUAUCAGUUUGUAAAGAAAGGGUCUCGCGUACUUGUCGAGGGGAAACUAGACUAUGGAGAGUAUGUGGACAAAAACAAUGUGAGAAGACAAGCUACCACCAUCAUAGCAGAUAACAUCAUCUUUCUAAGUGACAACAUACGGGACAGAGUCUGAGGCCCUUGCUCUGGUCAUCUGGAAAACAGAAGAAGAGUGAAAAUGUGUUGUAUUAUACUAUUUUUGUUUCUGUAGAGUGAGUUUGUGAUACUAGAAUGAAGACAUUGUUUAUAACAAAUGUAUAUGUGACUAGACACUGACAUAACAGCUCACACACAUCUAACAAGGACUUUCACUCUGGUUGGCAAAAACAGUUGAACUUAUUUGAACUUGUUUGCUCUUUAGCUGAUGUGUUCUGUAUCAUUUUGUAAAUCACAAAACAAACAAACAAUUAAUUUUUUGUUAU